AUGCACUUUAAGGAUGCCGACGACGAUAUUUCAUAUAAAUCUGAUAGAUUUAGAAAAAAUGUUAUAGAAAAGAUUGAAAGGGCUCUGCGGGUGACAGGGAUGGAAAAAUAUAUAUUUUGGACCAGCAUAGAUCUAGAAGAAAAGAUUUCCGAAGAAGCAAGUAGUCUUGAACAUUACAUGACUCUAGUGGUUAAGUGUAUACGGGAAAUAGAAUAUUAUAGAAAAAUCUUGAAAGAACCUGUCUGGCCAACAUAA
This is a messenger RNA of Brassicogethes aeneus, 255 nucleotides long. Lineage: Eukaryota; Metazoa; Arthropoda; Insecta; Coleoptera; Nitidulidae. The record is from the annotation of a GenBank genome assembly.